Molecule: messenger RNA, 3147 nt
Organism: Microplitis mediator
Lineage: Eukaryota; Metazoa; Arthropoda; Insecta; Hymenoptera; Braconidae
Product: zinc finger protein 324A-like
Exons: 5
Coding region: 603-2219 (538 amino acids)
Biological process (GO): regulation of DNA-templated transcription
Molecular function (GO): RNA polymerase II cis-regulatory region sequence-specific DNA binding; DNA-binding transcription factor activity, RNA polymerase II-specific
Source: RefSeq, a predicted model, not a curated record
UACACACAACCCACCGACUUUUGUCCGUCAACAACACGGGGGGCUGGAGGCCACACUAUCAGAUCCGUUAACAGCAGUCGACUCUCGAGACGCACCCGCUAUCAACGUCUCUCUCCUCCCUAUAAUUGUCACAAUCAAAAAACCGCCGAUUAAAAAAAUAUACGUUCAUUCUUAUUUAUUUUCUUUACGCCCUAGUUCAUUUUUUUGUGCAAUUAAAUUAUUAAACAAAUUAAGAUAAUAAAAAAUAAUUAUUACUGUUGUUAUUAUUAUCAUUAUUAUUAUUAAUUUAAUAUGAUCGCGAGUACACGCGAAAUCUGUGUGGUGGGAGAGACAACUUAGGUGUUUUAACGAUUGUUAUGAGAACGAUACUGUCAAUAUUGUAUCGACAGACAAGAAAAGAACAGUUGUGUGAGUUUAAAAAUUUUUUUUUUCGUGGUUGUGGCAUUUAAAUAUAUAUGAAUAUAAAUAUUAUUAUAUUUAUUUUUUAAAAUUAAUAUAAGUGUUAAAGUGUUUUAAGGAUUAUUGUUGAUAUUCUGUAUCAUUAUACACAACUUAUGUUGAUUUAUAUAAAUAUAUAUAUGGACAUUUAGUUUAUUUGGAUAAUGAUGAUGGAAAUUCAGCAACAACAUUCGCCGGUUGUCGUCGGACCACUGGAUUUUUCGCGACGCGGAGUUGCGGAGGCGUCGGCAUUUAGAGUUGUCAAACCUAAACAAUCUUCUUCGAUUGUUCAUCAACAGAAUAUUAUUCCUGAAAAUAAUAACAACAAUAAUAAUCAUACCAAUAACAACAAUAGUGAUAAUUUACAAGAUCAUUCGGCCGUUAAUGAAAGUGAGGAAUGUAAUGUCAGAUUAAUGUUUCCAAGGCUAUGGGCACCUUUUGGCACCUUAACGGCAACAACAAAUUUACCAUCUUUUGGCAGAAACCAUUCAGAAAGAUUAUCAUUUGGCGUGGGUCGUUUAGUAGGAUCACCAUCACCAAGAAGUCAAUCGUCAUUGCAUUCCCUGGGUCCAUCAUCACCGCGGCCAUCGCGGCAUCCCGAAAUCGAUGUCGAAGCUGAAGAAGACGAAGAGGAGGACGAAGAAGUGGACGUGGAUGUCGAAGAAGUGGGCGAUGAAGAUGAAAAUGAAAUCAAAGGUGGAUCAAGUGGAAGAGAUUUUUCAUCACGGUCCACUCAUUCAACCCCCUCGCCGUCAUUAACCCGCGGAUCAUCAUCGCCAUCAUCAACGAUUCGGCCUCCAAAAAGAUCUGGCGACACUUUUAGUGUCUCAGCACUUCUCAGGCCAGAUCCACCAACGAGCCAACGGAAUUCUUCACCAACUUCACAAACAGAUUCUUUAACAGUAACAACUGCUGCUAAUCGACAUCAACCUGGACCUACUACAGUGGCAGCGGUAACAGUAUCUGGAAUUGGUUUAUACCCAUCGUUACAUUUUCAAAGUGGAUUACUACCGCCUCAUCCGCAUCAUGCUCUGUCUUAUCUACAUCCACAACUAAUUUCUCAUCAUCUUUUACCACCGCAUUUACAUCCCCUUCUGAGAACAGUACAUCCGUCCCAUCCGGGACUACAUUCAGCUCACUCGACUCAUGGUCUUCAUCAUCCGCAUCCACUUGGUGAUGUUUACAGUUGUGUUAAAUGUGAUAAAAUGUUUAGUACACCUCACGGUCUUGAGGUACACGCAAGGAGAUCGCACAACGGUAAACGUCCAUUUGCGUGUGAAUUGUGUAAUAAAACGUUUGGCCACGAGAUAAGUUUAACUCAACACCGUGCAGUACAUUCUGCUGAAAAAGUGUUUGAAUGUAAACAAUGUGGCAAGUCAUUCAAAAGGUCAAGUACACUGAGUACACAUCUGCUUAUUCAUUCAGACACUCGGCCGUAUCCUUGUCAAUUUUGUGGCAAACGAUUUCACCAGAAGAGUGACAUGAAAAAGCACACCUACAUUCACACAGGAGAAAAGCCUCACAAAUGUCAAGUAUGCGGCAAAGCAUUUUCUCAAAGCAGCAAUCUGAUAACUCAUUCAAGAAAGCAUACAGGUUACAAACCAUUUGCUUGUGAGCUUUGCAAUCGCGCAUUUCAACGUAAAGUAGAUCUCAGAAGACAUCGGGAAACACAGCACGCCGAAUUAGGCACAUCUAACAUGCCAACAGUUUCACACCGAGUCUCAAUAGUCAAUAUCACUCAGAACAAUAUCGUUACGUCAAAUUCAUCGAUGAGUCAGUAAAUUUAUAUAUGAUAUAAUUAAAUAGAUAAUUAUCACUGUAUUAUAAAUCAUUGCAAUUAGUAAAUAAAAGAAUAAUAUUAAUAAUAAAUAUAAAUAUAAAUAUAAUAAACAAAUUAAAUGUCAUUAAAUUUUUAAAUUUUAUUGACAAGUGAUCUUUUUAAAAAUUAUAGAAAUAGUGUGAAACUUUAUGCUUUUUCCGAUAACCAAAGACUAAUUAUAUACUCCGAACUUUCUUAUCUUAUUAAUUAUGAUAAACAAAAGAGAAAGUAUAAGAGAUAAAAAAAUUAUAUUUAAAUUUAAGUAUCAAUAUUAAUUAAUUAAUUUUUAAAAAUUAAUAUUUAAGUCAAAAAUUUAUGUAAUUCAAUUUUAUUUUCUCAUUUUAUAAAUUGAGAUCAUUCUCGUACUGUAAAAUAUAACAUACUUAUAAAAUAACAUUUAAAAAAUAUAAAAUGUACUAGUGAAAGUGACGUCAGAAGAUAAAGGUGUAAAUAUUUGAUAUAUAUCUUAUAAAUUCAUUUAGUUCUAUAUAUGUAUAAAUAUAAUAAUAAUAAUAAUAAUAAUGACAUAUUCUGUACGCGGCAUUAAUGAUUAUUAAAUAUAUUAAAACUAUAAUUAAUAAAAUGCAAAUAUAUAUGUAUAAAUAACAAAUAUAAAUAAUUAUAAAUAUUAAAAAUAUAAAUAGUUAAUAUUAAAAAAGUAUUGCGAGAUAAAUAGAAAAAUUCCUUCCAGCUUUAAAUUUAUCUUUCCGCACCUAAUGAAUUAUCUCGCCUACUACAUUUAAAAAUUAAAAAAAAAAGUAAAAAUCUUAUUAUUGUUUUAUUAUUGAUGAUUAUAUAAUUAUUGUAAUGAUUAUUAUCUUCUUCGCUAUUAAUUAUUAAUUAAUACAUUUAUUAUUGUCAUCAUUGAUUAUUAUCAUUAUUAUUAACAA